CCUUAACGACAAAGAUCUUCAUCGUUGAGGGGAACUCCCGGACUGGGAUUUGCCACGUUUCCAAAUAUACGUGUACAGAUAUCGGAUGGAGUCAACUUUAUGGCCGACCUUGAACUUACAGCUUUGUAUGCAUUGCGAGAUAUACGCGGAGCACUUGCGUAUGAAAUCCUUUCACUCCCAUGCCCAACUUCCAUGAAAAACCAACGUCGCAUGAACAACCGUUUCAUGGAAUGUCAAUUUUCACGUAAUCGAGUUUCCGACUGAUUUUAUAUCCAAAACUCGUUUCCAUAACACUCCAAGCAGCUUGUUUCAAACUCGUUUAUUACGAACAAUUGUGAAAAAACUAGCGUUGCAACAUUUUUUUUACGGUUUCCUACAAUUCAUUUUCGACAGAUUAUUUUUCGUCGCCAGACAUUUUUUCAAUAUUUUCGGACGUUCUGACACAUCCGGACGGUCGUGAUUCUUCGACUUACGAACAGAGUCUGGACGCAGAAAAAAUUUAAUCACUCGUCUCGUCCCAAGUGGUCGAACAUUAUUUUCCGUUUGUAGAAAUUGGGUGUACAAUUUUGUAGACUAUUGAGCCUUGACACCGGUCUACGGAAACGAGACCUUGAUUAAUAUUUAUGAAUCUUGGUGGUUUCAAACUAAUUUUUACUUCGCGCUUCGUCUUUGCUCGAAGGGUUUGAAAUAUGUAUUUUAUCACAAUUUGUCGUUAAAACGAAAAUCACAUUUUUUCUCACGGGCCAGCGUGUGUUUAACCUGCUGUCUCUGUUAUGUUUUCGUUUGGACAUCUUUUUCCUUCGCUUCGUAUCUCCCCAUGCAAAUAUUAUGUGACUUUCCCAUUGCUUUCGAAAGUUCAUUCUUCACUUCGUUUACGAAAACUAUUCCGAAUUUUGUCCAAAGUCCCACGACUUGAAAAAAAUCGUCAAGCUUGUUAAUGCGUAAAAUUAUAAUUGCUUGAGGCCAUUAGAAAAAUUAAGCGACGGAAGUCAUGCGUUGGUUCAUUGUAAAGUGAAAAAUAAUCAUAAAAUUACUGAAAAUUCAAGUGACAAUCGAACGAACGAAUGACCUCCGCGUUGAUGAAUUCGUGGUCGAAAAAAAUGAGCAACGCGCACGCGUAUUUUUUUUUUAUUCAGUGGCUUCUGAAAACGAAUCUCCGGUUUUCUUCGAGACCUUGAAGAAAAUAUCCCGCGAGAAUAUAGUACAUAGCAUGUAACCGCAAAGAGGCUCGAUAUCUCAGAGGACUUGUAUGACUAAAAUACUUAAAACGAGCCUGAAAAAAUCAGGUACACAAAUAAUGCGUAACUGGCGUAUGCAACAACGAAUUCUCUUAACAAAAUCUUCAAUUAUAAUUUAUUAUUUCUGAUUCAUACUAAUGUGGAUCAAUAGUGAUAAUGGUUGGAGAAAUAUUUAGUAUUUUUAUUUCCAAUUCGUGACAAUAUCGAUGACGUUCGAUUUUCGAUUGUGUUUCGCGUAUUUGAGGUUAUUAGUAACGACACCUCCGACGUAAGACAGAGAUUUGUAUAUUAAACGUUUUUUUUAAAAAUAGCAUCGCGACAGAUGAAUGAAAUUUUUACGAAAGGUCCAGGGGAAAGGUCGUUCGCUUUUCAUGAAUCUCGCUGUACGCGUUAAAACUUCGCGUGGCGGUAUAAAUUGAAAAAUAGUUGAGGUUAGAAUUCGACGGAAAGAAAAUCGAAGGAGGAUAUAAUGUGACACGAGUCGGUUGAGACGACGACUGUGGCAGAUCUCAAAGAACAAGAAUUACGUUAACACGAGGAAUUUGUGAGCAGAAAGAAACGACUUUUGGACGAUAUGCCGUUAAAGUGGCCGAAAAAGAGGCGGGAAUCUGAGCUCGAAGCCAUGAAGGAGCGACGAAUUUCAUUGAAGAAGGAACAAGUUCAUCGCGAGGUUAAUUAUGGUAACCUGAACGAGGAUCGAAAUCGACGCGUGUGGAGAGAUACAAUGAUGAAAGUUAAGCUACCAAUGUGGCGAGAGGAUGUUGAGGUCGCGUGGCACACUUUUGAUCGAUCUAUCGACUCCAAAGAGCACGGGGCAAACCUGAUGGUGGACGCUGUGGAAACAGCGAGACAGCUAUACGAGAGAAAUUUUUCGUCUCACGCCGAGGCCAUUGAUCGUUUCAUUCAAACCUACGGAUCGAGACUCGGCGAGCUUGAGGAUCGCUACAAAAAAGAUCUCGAGUAUCUUGUUACAAACUAUAUGAAGGAUCGACAGCGGCUUGAGGAACGUCAAAACGAGGAUGAGGUUUCAUUACGAUCAGUUAUAUUUAGCACUGAUCAGCAUUUAAAGGAAACUUUUAGUGACAUCAAGAAUAAAACAAUUGCCAAAAUCGAUGUGGUGAGAGAAAAAAAUGACAAUUCGAGGCGGAUGGCCGUCGCGAUGCUGGAGAGCGAGUUGUCGAGUCGUUGGAGCGAUUUAAGAGGAAUUUUAAACGAUUACGAAAACUCGACGAAACAACGUAGACGGACUUACGAGCAGAUGAAAAUUAAAGACGACCGAGAACGUGCCAUUAUAGAACGCCAGGUAUCAACCACCUCCGGUUUAUUGGAUUCUAUUCGCAAACUCAAGGACAAAAUUUGCAAUUUUUCAAUGACCGCUGAGAAAAGAACAUCCGAAAUUUCGGCGGAACUAACAUUUUUCCAAGACGCUUAUCGCACCGCUAAACAACGAUUUUCAUCUGAGGAAAAGAAAGACAAAGCUCGUCUAGUUUUUCUUACCAAAGAAUACAACAAAACGGCCAUGCGUUUGAAAAAACUGGUUGAGAAGGGUGAAAAAAUAUUGCGUGUCGUAUACGAUUGCAGCAAAUAUGAAACGGAGGACGAAAAAAUAUUGUUACCUUUUUACGACGACAGCCAUUUGCCGGAAACUCAAGACAACGAGAACUUGAACAGAGAUCUCGAUGCCUUGGAAAUAACGUUUUGGAGACGGGUCGGGUCAGCGAGGCUCAUCACAACGGAACUUCAACUCGAGAGAUCGAGACUCUUCGAGGAAUCUUUAUUCUUACAAGAAUCCUUGCGCGAAUGUAUGCCGCAAUGUGAUGUUAUUUAUUGAAUUCGACAAUGGACGCUGCAAAACGGAAGAUCGUGAAAUGUACGGAAUUUAACAAGUGUUUAUUUAUCGAAAAAUUUCACAGUAGCCGUACAUAAUUUAAUUAUUAUAGCGCAAAUUAUUCACACCUCUGUAUUAUGCUUAGUUUAAAGUUAUCAGAAUUCUUGCCUCUUCUAUGAAAAUCUCGAGUCGAAAUAUUUUGUCGUAACAAUUCGAUGUCAAGAAAUAUUGUAGUCGAGAAAUCAAUAAAAAAAAGUCUAUUUUAUUUCGUUCGUAAA
Molecule: messenger RNA, 3344 nt
Organism: Venturia canescens
Lineage: Eukaryota; Metazoa; Arthropoda; Insecta; Hymenoptera; Ichneumonidae
Product: dynein regulatory complex subunit 2-like
Exons: 7
Coding region: 1813-3069 (418 amino acids)
Biological process (GO): axonemal dynein complex assembly; regulation of cilium movement; cilium-dependent cell motility
Cellular component (GO): axonemal dynein complex; axoneme
Source: RefSeq, a predicted model, not a curated record